Molecule: messenger RNA, 711 nt
Organism: Xenia sp. Carnegie-2017
Lineage: Eukaryota; Metazoa; Cnidaria; Anthozoa; Malacalcyonacea; Xeniidae
Product: cysteine/serine-rich nuclear protein 3-like
Biological process (GO): regulation of transcription by RNA polymerase II
Cellular component (GO): nucleus
Molecular function (GO): DNA-binding transcription factor activity, RNA polymerase II-specific; sequence-specific DNA binding
Source: RefSeq, a predicted model, not a curated record
GCAAAAUCUCGAUCAUUGUGUUUCGAGUGUGCCUGCUGCCGUAAUAUGUACAAAACAUAGGUAUUUGAAACUGAUAAAGUUGAAAUGGCAAAAAGAAAGUUUGAGGACGAUGAUAAUCAACGAGAAAGAAUUAAAAAACUUACUGUUAAAAAAUCAGUACACUAUGGACAGGUAACUGUCUAUUAUUUUCAACGAAGGCAAAGCUUUUGUUGUAUUCCGUCUCUUGCGGGAGUCGCCCUCGGUAUGAGUUCCACUCAUUUCAACACAGAAAAAGUCCAAAUAAACGACGAAUUUUCCACCUUCAAAGCACCUUUACCGUCCAAAUCACGAGAAAACCUACUGCGUAAUUCUGGUGUAAGAAAAUGCGACAAAAGAGAGUUAAAACUUGCUCGUGAUAUUCGACUGUCGCGAUUGAACUGUGGCUGUAAUUGUGGGGAUUAUUGCUUUCCUCAGACAUGUAGUUGUUGCUUAAACGGUAUUGAAUGUCAAGUUGACGUCGGAAAAUUUCCUUGUACCUGUCGACCUAACUGCUGUUUAAAUGCCUACGGAAGACAAGAAUAUAACACAGACAAAAUUCUAAAACAUCGAACAGAAACGCUUGCCAGAAAUAAUUAACAAGAGCCAAGACAAUAAGCCAUACUAUCAAAAUAAAAUUGCACAUUUAAAAACAGAAAUUAUCCAUACAAUUAAAAGUUUGUACUUGUUCAUCAA